GUUGUUGUUGGUGGCGGCGGCGAGCGGAGCCGGAGGAGCCGCCGCAAAGAUGGAGGAGCCGUCGAGGAGGCGCUGCCGCUGCUGUUGCCGCCGCUGCUGCCGCCGCCGCCCGCGAAGCCGGAGCUCGAGCCGCAGCGGGGAUGCCGUUCUGAGUGCCUGACUGCCUCGCCCCGCCCCGAAGGAUGGCCUUGGAUGGGCAUUAGAGGCACUGCGGCCCUGGGCUCGGGCUCCUGUCCCGUCCGUCUGUCUGUUAUCGUCUGUCUCUCUUGACAUCACAGCAGCUCCGCCCCCUCCCGUCCCAGCCCCCAACGUCAGCUUCCUGCAGGCCCAGAGCCGGCAUGAACUCUCCCAACGAGUCGGCUUCCUUCCAGAGGGAUUGGAGGCUCAGGACUGGCUGGUGAGGAGAGGCAGUAUCAACCCAGAGAGGAAGUAGAAGAUGACAAAAAAGGGGGAAGAGAGAAGAUCCAGGCUGGCUGCUUGGUGUCCAGUCCGUUGUUUGCCCCCAGCAGUGGCCAAAGCUGACCCCAGAUGCAUGGGUCCUCUGCCUGCACCCUUCUCUAGUCCAGCCACUGGCCACCCAGACUUUGGUCCACGCUCCUGGAGCGGAGAGCAGGCCCUUCAGCCUCAUUAGCCUCCCUGCGUCUGCUGCCUCCGGAGCGCGCCCAGGCCGGAUGAGGUGCCUCCUUGCCUCGUGGGUCCCAGCGGCAGUGGCCUGAGGGAGUCCUUGAGCAGCCAGCUGGCCCCGCUGACCACCUUUUCCCUCACCGGCUUCCGCCUCGGGCGGCCCCUCCCUGGCAUGCUGCUGGUGCCCAAGGCACAGGGGCUUGUGGAGAUGCUGCAGACCAUCUAUGAGACCGAGUCCUGUUUCUCAGCAGAUGGCAUGUCAGGCCGGGAACCAUCCUUGGAAAUCCUGCCACGGACUCCUCUGCACAGCAUCCCUGUGGCAGUGGAGGUGAAGCCGGUGCUGCCAGGAGCCAUGCCCAGCUCCAUGGGGGGUGGAGGUGGAGGUAGCCCCAGCCCCGUGGAGCUUCGGGGGGCUCUGGCGGGCCCCAUGGACCCUGCGCUACGGGAGCAGCAACUGCAGCAGGAGCUCCUGGUCCUCAAGCAGCAGCAGCAGCUCCAGAAGCAGCUCCUGUUCGCCGAGUUCCAGAAGCAGCACGACCACUUGACGCGGCAGCACGAGGUCCAGCUGCAGAAGCACCUCAAGCAGCAGCAGGAGAUGCUGGCGGCUAAGAGGCAGCAGGAGCUGGAGCAGCAGCGGCAGCGGGAGCAGCAGCGGCAGGAGGAGCUGGAGAAACAGCGGCUGGAGCAGCAGCUGCUCAUCCUGCGCAACAAGGAGAAGAGCAAAGAGAGUGCCAUCGCCAGCACCGAGGUAAAGCUGAGGCUCCAGGAAUUCCUGUUGUCCAAGUCAAAGGAGCCCACGCCAGGCGGCCUCAACCAUUCCCUCCCACAGCACCCCAAAUGCUGGGGAGCCCACCACGCUUCUUUGGACCAGAGUUCCCCUCCCCAGAGCGGCCCUCCUGGGACGCCUCCCUCCUACAAAUUGCCUUUGCUUGGGCCCUAUGACAGCCGUGAUGACUUUCCCCUCCGUAAAACGGCCUCGGAACCCAACUUAAAAGUACGUUCGAGGCUAAAACAGAAGGUAGCCGAGAGGAGAAGCAGUCCCCUCCUGCGUCGAAAGGAUGGCACUGUUAUUAGUACUUUUAAGAAGAGAGCAGUUGAGAUCACCGGCACGGGGCCUGGGGUGUCGUCCGUGUGUAACAGUGCGCCCGGCUCUGGCCCCAGCUCUCCCAACAGUUCCCACAGCACCAUCGCUGAGAACGGCUUUACUGGCUCAGUCCCCAACAUCCCCACUGAGAUGAUCCCCCAGCACCGGGCCCUCCCUCUGGACAGUUCCCCAAACCAGUUCAGCCUCUAUACGUCUCCUUCUCUGCCCAACAUCUCCCUAGGGCUGCAGGCCACUGUCACUGUCACCAACUCGCACCUCACCGCCUCCCCGAAGCUGUCAACACAGCAGGAGGCUGAGAGGCAGGCCCUUCAGUCCCUGCGGCAGGGCGGCACACUGACCGGCAAGUUCAUGAGCACAUCCUCCAUCCCUGGCUGCCUGUUGGGAGUGGCACUGGAGGGUGACACAAGCCCCCACGGGCACGCUUCCCUGCUGCAGCACGUUUUGCUCCUGGAGCAGGCCCGGCAACAGAGCACGCUCAUAGCAGUGCCGCUCCAUGGGCAGUCCCCACUGGUGACGGGUGAACGUGUGGCCACCAGCAUGAGGACGGUGGGUAAGCUCCCGAGGCACCGACCUCUGAGCCGCACUCAGUCCUCCCCGCUGCCGCAGAGUCCCCAGGCCCUGCAGCAGCUGGUCAUGCAGCAGCAGCACCAGCAGUUCCUGGAGAAGCAGAAGCAGCAGCAGAUGCAGCUGGGCAAGAUCCUUACCAAAACUGGGGAGCUGUCAAGGCAGCCCACCACUCACCCGGAGGAGACAGAAGAGGAGCUGACGGAGCAGCAGGAGGCCUUGCUGGGAGAGGGGGCCCUGACCAUUCCCCGGGAAGGCUCUACAGAAAGUGAGAGCACCCAGGAAGACCUAGAAGAGGAGGAGGAGGAGGAGGAGGAGGAAGAGGAGGACUGCAUUCAGGUCAAGGAUGAGGAUGGCGAGAGUGGUCCUGAUGAAGGCCCUGACUUAGAAGAGUCCAGUGCUGGUUACAAAAAGUUGUUCGCAGAUGCCCAGCAGUUACAGCCCCUCCAGGUGUACCAGGCACCCCUCAGCCUGGCCACUGUGCCUCAUCAGGCCCUGGGCCGCACCCAGUCCUCACCUGCUGCUCCUGGGAGCAUGAAGAGCCCCACAGACCAACCCACUGUGGUGAAGCACCUCUUCACCACAGGUGUGGUCUAUGACACGUUCAUGCUGAAGCACCAGUGUAUGUGCGGAAACACACACGUGCACCCAGAGCACGCCGGCCGCAUCCAGAGCAUCUGGUCCCGGCUGCAGGAAACUGGUCUGCUCGGCAAGUGUGAGCGGAUCCGGGGUCGUAAAGCCACACUGGAUGAAAUCCAGACCGUGCACUCUGAGUACCACACCCUGCUCUAUGGGACCAGCCCCCUUAACCGGCAGAAGCUGGACAGCAAGAAGCUGCUUGGCCCCAUCAGCCAGAAGAUGUACGCCAUGCUGCCCUGUGGGGGCAUUGGGGUGGACAGUGACACGGUGUGGAAUGAGAUGCACUCCUCAAGUGCCGUGCGAAUGGCAGUGGGCUGCCUGGUGGAGCUGGCCUUCAAGGUGGCUGCAGGAGAGCUCAAGAAUGGAUUUGCUAUCAUCCGGCCCCCAGGACACCAUGCUGAGGAGUCCACAGCCAUGGGAUUCUGCUUCUUCAACUCCGUAGCCAUCACAGCUAAACUCCUGCAGCAGAAGCUGAGCGUGGGCAAGGUCCUCAUCGUGGACUGGGAUAUUCACCAUGGCAACGGCACCCAGCAAGCAUUCUACAACGAUCCCUCUGUGCUCUACAUCUCCCUGCAUCGCUACGACAACGGGAACUUCUUUCCAGGCUCUGGGGCUCCUGAAGAGGUUGGUGGAGGGCCAGGUGUGGGGUACAACGUAAAUGUGGCGUGGACAGGAGGUGUGGAUCCCCCCAUUGGAGAUGUGGAAUACCUGACAGCCUUCAGGACAGUGGUGAUGCCCAUUGCCCAGGAGUUCUCACCUGACGUCGUCCUAGUCUCCGCUGGGUUUGAUGCUGUUGAAGGACAUCUGUCUCCACUGGGUGGCUAUUCUGUCACCGCCAGAUGUUUUGGCCACUUGACCAGGCAGCUCAUGACACUGGCUGGGGGCCGGGUGGUGCUGGCCCUGGAGGGAGGCCAUGACUUGACCGCCAUCUGUGAUGCCUCUGAGGCCUGUGUCUCGGCUCUGCUCAGCGUGGAGCUGCAGCCCUUGGAUGAAGCAGUCUUGCAGCAAAAGCCCAGCGUCAAUGCGGUUGCCACACUAGAGAAAGUCAUCGAGAUCCAGAGCAAACACUGGAGCUGUGUACAGAGGUUUGCCGCUGGUCUGGGCUGCUCGCUGCGGGAGGCUCAGACAGGUGAGAAAGAGGAGGCCGAGACUGUGAGCGCCAUGGCCCUGCUUUCCGUGGGGGCUGAGCAGGCCCAGGCUGUUGCCACUCAAGAGCACAGCCCCAGGUAAGCCAGCAGAGGAGCCCAUGGAGCAGGAGCCUGCCCUGUGACACCCUGGCCCCCAUCCCUCUGGGCUUCAUCAUUGUGAUUUUGUUUAUUUUUUCUAUUAAAAACAAAAAGUCACACAUUCAACAACGUGUGCCGUGUGGGUCUCUCAGCCUCGCCCGCCUCCAAGCUGUUUCAGAACCCCCUCCCACUACAAGGGCCCUGGGUCAGCUUUCGAAUCCAUUCCUUCUAUGGGGCAUUGGGUGCAGUACCCACUUUGCCCAUGUUGUAUCCCAUACCCAAUUCCCCGUACUCUUCUACCGUGGACAGUGCUCCAGGCAGUACUGCCAACUCUGGAGCUGCCUGAGAUGGGAACAGUGAUUGGUGCCUGGACUUCAGUUGGCUUUUGGGGAAUGCCUUAAUUUGAAAUCUGCCCCUCUCCACCCUCAGGAUGAUGUACUACCAUUUAAGAUGCAGAAUCGAGGGAAGGUAGGCGUCCACCCCAAACUUUCCCUUCCUCUCUAUCUCCCUCACCAUUCUGCAGACUCUCCUCUUUGGCCUCAGCACUGAAGACUCGUGCCCAGGAUGUAGGCCUUAGACUUGUGGCCAGGCUUCUUGUCUCUUACUCCUGAGUAUCCCAGGAGCUCAAAGGGUACCGGGUGGUGUGCAGCGGGGUUAGAAGGGGCCAGGAGGACCUGCGUAUGCAGGCAGGUUCUCCACUUUUUUUCUAUUAAACUCUCCGUCUUGUGCUGGACCAGUAUAAGGAGGGGAGAAGGUAGACCCUGCAUGGGGGCUUCAGGUUCAUGCAAGCCCCUCUGAUGUUCUGGGCCAGAUUUUCUCCAUCCAUCAGCCUGCUGCAAGCAGAAGGGUCAAGAUCCAGCUCCCUUCUGGAGCCUUUUUGCUUUGAAACCUGGGGAUCGUGAAAGACAGGGUAGAUAUAGUUCUAGAAUAGACAGGGCCAGAACCCUGUCUAGAAGCCACCCCUGUCCCCCAGAGGUGUUGGGGGGGGGGGAGUCCAGCUCUCAGCAGGAGGUUGUUAGGAGCUAUCCAUCUUUUCCAGUAGCCUUGUGUCCAGAGGCUGGAGCCCACAGACUUCCAGUGAAUGUGGUCUAGCCUGUAGGAAACCAAAGAUGGGAAAUGGCUCCUAAGGGGCCAAUUUUUCUUCCCCUAUACCACAUCCCCAGGGCUCAGCUAUCUGUUUCCAUAUUGUCCGUAUGGGGCCUGAGCAGGGCUGAGGGAGCUGGGGAGUCCCACCACUAUUAGUUUUCUGUGUGUUUGCGUGCUGUCUGUAUCAUCCUUGCACUGAACCAGAGGCUGCUCACCUCCCACUCUCUCCCCGUAGGCUGAUCUUAUCCUGUGCCAACCCACUCCUGCUUUGUCUCCCUGGACAUGGAUUUUAGUUCAGUAGUUUGUAUCCCAACACAUGGUUUUUGUCUUCGUGUAAAUAAACUUAUUUGUGGCAGUGCUUUCUGGGAA
This is a messenger RNA of Mus musculus (house mouse), 5613 nucleotides long. RefSeq names its product histone deacetylase 5 (gene Hdac5). Gene Ontology annotation, molecular function: histone deacetylase activity; histone deacetylase activity, hydrolytic mechanism. The coding region runs from base 797 to 4162 and encodes 1121 amino acids. The record is from RefSeq and is marked validated. Gene Ontology annotation, cellular component: cytoplasm; nucleus. The transcript is spliced from 29 exons. NCBI's taxonomy places the organism in Eukaryota, Metazoa, Chordata, Mammalia, Rodentia, Muridae. Gene Ontology annotation, biological process: negative regulation of transcription by RNA polymerase II.